AUGAUUAGUGACUUUUUUUUCCCCCAACCUGGAGGAGUGGAAAGUCACAUAUACCAACUUUCAUCCAAAUUAAUAGACAGGGGCCAUAAAGUUAUCAUCGUCACUCAUGCCUAUAAGGGCCGGACCGGAGUGCGAUAUCUCAGUAAUGGACUCAAGGUCUAUUAUGUCCCAUUUUUUGUCAUUUACCGCGAAUCGACUAUGCCUACGGUCUUCUCCUUCUUCCCCAUUUUUCGUAACAUAAUAAUACGCGAACAGAUUGCGAUUGUGCACGGACAUCAAAGUCUGAGCAGUUUUUGCCAUGAAGCCAUUCUACACGCGCGCACUAUGGGCUUGCGCACAGUUUUUACAGAUCACUCGCUGUUUGGUUUCGCAGACGCGGGUUCAAUCCUUACGAACAAACUCCUGAAAUUUACCCUGAGUGAUGUUGACCAUGUUAUUUGCGUCAGCCAUACCUGCAAGGAGAACACAGUCCUUCGCGCUUCUCUCGAUCCUCUGAUGGUGUCAGUUAUUCCUAACGCCGUUGUGGCCGAGAAUUUUCGUCCCUUGUCGUACAGCGCCGAUGAAAAUAACAAAACGCCUGUGCCACGUGCCUUAUUGGGCCCGGAUGAUAUUAUCACAAUUGUUGUUAUAUCACGACUUUUUUAUAACAAGGGAACAGAUCUGUUAAUUGCGGCGAUACCAAGAAUCUUAGCUUCUCACCCGAAUGUGCGCUUCAUUAUCGCAGGUUCAGGGCCCAAGGCUAUUGACCUAGAGCAAAUGCUAGAACGUAAAGUUCUACAAGACAAAGUGGAAUUCCUCGGAGCGGUUCGACAUGAGGAAGUCCGCAAUGUGAUGGUGCGGGGACAUAUCUAUCUUCAUCCGAGUUUGACUGAAGCAUUCGGAACGGUGAUUGUAGAAGCCGCUAGUUGUGGACUAUACGUCGUUUGUACCCGUGUCGGGGGCAUCCCAGAAGUCUUGCCACAGCACAUGACAACAUUUGCAAAACCUGAGGAAGAUGAUCUUGUUCAGGCGACCGGCAAGGCAAUUGCAGCCCUUCGCUCGAACAGAGUCUGCACUGACAAAUUUCAUGAACAAGUACGCAUGAUGUAUUCGUGGACGGAUGUCGCCCGACGAACAGAGCGUGUUUACAAUGGAAUAUGUGGUGCCAUAAGCGAAGAAGAGUUUUACGGCUACUUUCCUGGACAAGGUUGGACUGCAACAAGGGGCCGCAUCAAUAGCUUCGCUCUCAUCGAUCGACUAAAACGCUACUACGGCUGUGGCAUAUGGGCUGGGAAAUUGUUUUGUCUUUGCGUUGUCAUAGACUUCUUGCUCUAUGUUUUCCUUGAAAUAUGGUUCCCCCGUAGCAGCAUUGAUAUUGCGAGAAGCUGGCCAAGGAAACCGACUGUAGGAAGCACGGAGUCCCAUGAAGUCGAUUCCUCUAUUCACCGAGAAUCGAGGCGCAGCACCGCACGACCGAGCGUGAUAUACUAAUUCAGUUGGUAUGGCCGCAUAAAAAUACUCACAUUUUCGAAACUAGCAGAUGCACACCCCUACACACCGAAAUCGUGGCUAGCCUACUCAUUUUGAGAGCCAGCGCCUAUUUGGUGUCGUUCCAGGAUUGGAUCUAUACGAAACUAUUCGUUUCUGAAUGCCUAAACUCCACUUUUCGAGCGCCGGCGUUAGGAUUCAAACAACGUUUUUGGUGUGGCGGCUUCAGGAAUGGUGCGACUUAGGAUCUAUAUUGCUCUGCAUUUAAGCGCCCACGACUGCUUGCAAUAUUGUCAAGAAGGCUUUUCUUAGCUAAGGCAGAGAAAGUUACUUGUACUGAAGAGGAAUCUUGAGUGGUUUUGAAUGCAUUCUGGGAGCAAGGAAUGAUGUAUACAAUUCAAUUAGAGGAGCACCUAGCACUAAUUUUAUAACAUUUUUUUUUUUCAG
This is a messenger RNA of Histoplasma capsulatum G186AR, 1914 nucleotides long. RefSeq names its product phosphatidylinositol N-acetylglucosaminyltransferase GPI3. Gene Ontology annotation, cellular component: glycosylphosphatidylinositol-N-acetylglucosaminyltransferase (GPI-GnT) complex. The record is from RefSeq and is a predicted model, not a curated record. Gene Ontology annotation, biological process: GPI anchor biosynthetic process. Lineage: Eukaryota; Fungi; Ascomycota; Eurotiomycetes; Onygenales; Ajellomycetaceae. The transcript has 4 exons. Bases 1 to 1470 code for a protein of 489 amino acids. Gene Ontology annotation, molecular function: phosphatidylinositol N-acetylglucosaminyltransferase activity.